AUUAAUAAUCCCAAUAUCUGACCAUAGGGGUGAUAUUAGAGGAUACAAUAAUCUAUCUUCCCUGCCCUACCCUACCGAAGAGAGAGUGAUUACUGUAAAUAUCGGUCAAUCAUUAUUCCCACGCACAUCUUGAAUCACAUCGUUCGUUAAUGGUCUAAAUUAAAAGUUAUUGCAAUUAGCAAGAAAUGGCAGCAAACCAUCAUGGCACAUUACAUGAAGAAAACGACAGUGAAGAUGGCCAUCAUGUACACUUUCCAGAGGAUAUCAGUGCCAACACAGAAAUUCAAAUACAGAUGAAAGGAGACUCGAUAGCCAAUGUUCACUUAGGCUUCCUCCAACACAAACACAAGUAUCAGAUACAAUUAAACCUUCCAAUUUCACCCAAGUCUACCUCGCUGACACCUAUAAUCAAUACACCUUUCAUAGCAGUAGGCAAUGUGAACAGUCCAGGAGAUGACAAAUGUCACGAGGUCACACUGGAGCUUGAUGCACACAAAGAAGGUCUUCUUAGGGACAAAUUUGUGCUAAAAAAUGAAGCUGGGGAAGAAUUUGUUAUUGUACUUCAUGCGAGGGUUCUUGGAUCUCAUAAAGGAACUCCAAUGCUGAAGGAGGGUAUACACUGCAUACACCAUGCAAAAGAUGAGGAGGAGGAUCACAGUGAUUGGCAGGGCUUUGAUUGACAAGAGCCUGCCUACUUAGAAGAACUACAGUAGCAUAUUUUAUUUUAGUCUGUGGCUGAGAGCUUCAUUUACACCUUCCUGAACUUUCAAAAAUCAUGUAAAAUCAAAUUUUUAGUGGUUAGUUUGUAAUAAUAUUAUAUACUGUAAAAGGUCAGCUUAGAACAGGAGGUGCGAUGGAACAGAGGUAAAAGCACUUGCCUCCCACCUCUGUAACCCAGGUUUGAUUUUUUAUUAAUAUGUAAUAUAUUUUAAAUCAUGAAGUCCCUUUUUGAUGAGUUUUGUCAGUUGUGAACAGUAGAGAAGCAAUUCAGCUAAGAAACAUUUUUGAACUGUAAAUAAAACUAAAUCAAUGUA
Messenger RNA from Pocillopora verrucosa, 1034 nucleotides. RefSeq names its product adipose-secreted signaling protein-like. NCBI's taxonomy places the organism in Eukaryota, Metazoa, Cnidaria, Anthozoa, Scleractinia, Pocilloporidae. The record is from RefSeq and is a predicted model, not a curated record.